Nomia melanderi (Alkali bee) is the source of this 3558-nucleotide messenger RNA. Its product is annotated as endoribonuclease Arlr. The record is from RefSeq and is a predicted model, not a curated record. Gene Ontology annotation, molecular function: RNA endonuclease activity. NCBI's taxonomy places the organism in Eukaryota, Metazoa, Arthropoda, Insecta, Hymenoptera, Halictidae.
UCUUGCUGCUGUUUACAUUCUUCACUUUUUGUAAUCUUAUCACAAAUGACUUUAUGUUUUGGCCAGUCUUUUACUUGACAUUCCCUAUGAUUAUCAUUUGUUCAAUAUUUAUACAUAUUCUAUAGUUAUAAUAAAAAAAAUGGUUAUACCUUCCACAAUACCAAGCUGCUUUGCAUUUAGAACAACGCUUUUGUGCCUCUUCCUGGCAUAGGAAACAAUCUUUAAUGUCAAUGCAAUCUAAUUUAUCCAAAUCAUAUGCAUCACUUAAAAUUUGUGCUGCAUUUUUAACAUCCUCUUUAUUUGUUGUAAAUAUAAAUUUUGAUUGAUGCUUUGCUAGCUUCUUCCAUUUUUUAUAAUACUUUUCCAUGAUUGAUGUUCUCAUCUAUUAAUAAAAACAGAAUAUCAAUAAUUGCUUCGAAAGCUUUCUUAUUAUAUCAGAAAUUGAAAGUAUCAAUUGAUCUUGUAACCUGUGGUAUAAGUUCUACAUUUAGUGCUUGAGGUACUUUAGAAUGGGAUGAUGAUACACUUAAAUAACUCAACCAUCUUUUCAAUUCCAAUAAAGGAGAAAUUUGAUCUAGUAUGAUUUCGUGUAAAUAUUUCUGUAACUAAUUUAAAUAACAAUUUUUUUUUGUUCAUUAUAUUUUAACAGUAUAAAGUACUACCUUCAAUAAAUGAGACAUUCUAUACUCUGUAAUUUCAUAAUAUGGUGCACACUUUGGAUUAAGUAAUAAUUCUCGUAAACCAAUCCAAACUUGUCCUUCAAUUUUAGAAACUUUUCCUUCUUCACUUGAUUUCAUUUUCUUCCAAGAACCAUUAUAUAUCAUGUAUUCGCCUGAGAAUUUACUGCAUUAUCUAAAGCAUCAUUAUUGUUUUACUUACACUUGAAUGUGAAAUAUAUGUUUAAUUACCAUCAGCAUUCUCUUUAGUCCACGGACGAUCUUCAAUUAAUUGAACGAGAAGUAAUGGUACAUCGUGCGUAGAUAGCAUUCGGGAUAAGACGCAAAGCGGUAAAUUAUCUGCGAACUCUGCCAAGUAACGAAGAAUCGAAAUGCAUCGCAUACCAAUAUCAAAUUCAAGUUCCUUUUUUCUUUCUAAUAUUUCUUCAAUGCAUGAACUAAUUACGAAUUAUUAUUAUACAUUAUAUUGUUUCUGAGAUGUAAACAAUGGUAAGUUUUAAUCAUUAGGAAUGACUUACUUAGGAUUCUUCACAUUUUCGUAAAUUUCAAUAUUUUGCAUAUCAAGGAGUUCAAUAACACAUUUAACCGCGAAAUCUACAAGAUCAAGAACUGUAUCAUCGAUAGUUUCUGCACUUUCACAAUGAAACAGUACAUUUUCCAAUAAAGAAACAGCCAUAUUUUCAUGGUAAAAUAUAGUGAAGAGCAUGAAUGUGUUUUGUGGUUCACUAUUUAUAUUUAACAAAAGAGGAAAUACUUUGUGUUUCCAUACAUCAAUUUGGAUUGCUUCGUAUAUAAGAAUUGGUAUCUAUAACAUUGAAACAGAUGCUAAAUUAAAAGUUAUAUGUAAUAUAAAACUAAAUAUUUGUUAUACUUUUUUGUAUGAAACAAACAAUUCCUUGAUGUUCUCCUCUCUUAAAGCAUUAAUUUCUAACACGCUUUGUUGAUUUAAUAACAUUAAUCUUUUAUGAAAUUCAUACCAUCUAAAAAUAAUAUAUAUAUACAUUUAAAAAUUAAAAACAUCAAAAUAUUACAUACUUGCAUAAAAUAUAUGAGUAUCUUUGAAAUACAAAAGAGAUUUACCCUUUCGUUCCUAUAUCUUCCAGCUGUGAAAUAUUUAAUGAUUGUAUAUACGCUUCGGCUUCCCAUGGUGAAAUUAUGUAUUCUAUACGACUCGACAUUUUUACUAUCCGGAAAAGGAUACCACAAACAAGAGUCUACCAUUUGUAAACAAAAUUUCGUAAUCGGUAUCCUCGACGAUGGUAAUCAAUGAUUGUUGAGAAAUAUAUCACUUAUAUUUGUAAAGAAACGACUAAAGGGCUAAAAUAGCAUUUCAUAUUUAUUUCAUAAAACAUUUUGUAAUAAAGAUUUACAUAAUACGUAAAUUUAACAACGAUAAGAUCAUCGUUUCAAUGAGAAUUAUUAAAUACAUAUAACCUGUAACGUGUAUUUAUUUUAUAAAAUGUUAUAUAAAGUUAUUAAAAUUUCUUUUCGUAUAAUCAUUUUAAAUACAAUUAUUUUAUAUCAUUUAACAAUAUGUGAAGUAGAUGGAUCACUGAUAAGUGAUGCAGAAUUACUAAAUAUAUCGGAGGAAUUAUUCAAUAAAUCUGUUAACGUAUUUUAUAAACAUUUGUGUAUAAAAUAUCAAGGACAAAUAACUUCUAAGAAUUUUACUGAUAAUGCUCCUGAAAGAUUAUUAAAUGUCUCAUUCAAUGAUGUCACAACAAAAACAACAGAUUCCCUCAUAAAAUUGUUUGAUAAUUAUGAAUUAAACACUUAUCAAUCAGAAAUUAUAACAAUAGAAAAGAAUGCAGAGGAAGAUGAAUUCAUUAAUAAUUUAAUGGAAACAAAUGUAAUGUUACACACUAUGUAUUAUUUGUCUGUAAAAGGAUUCUUUAUAAAUGACUUAAAAGUUUAUAAAAAUGUUCUGAAAGAAAUAUGGUUUCAUCCAUAUUCUAGAAGCAAAAGGAUAAAUAGUAGUUCUGGGUUUGAACAUGUAUUUGUAGGUGAAAGCAAACGAAGGAAAGGUAUUAUAGGAGUACAUAAUUGGAUCUUUUUUUACUUUGGGGAGUUAACAAGCAAAAUUAAUUACUUUGGAUAUUCUCGCAGAAAAGAGUUUCCCAAUGGAGCUGCUAUUUUAGAAAUAUAUUUCACUUACAAUGGAAGACGUAAAAUUUCAACUAUGUUCAUUGGAACACCACCAGAAUUAGAAAUAGCAUUAUAUACACUGUGCUUUUUUACUCGUCCAAAUAAAACAUGCAAAAUUUCUUUUAUCGGAUCGAAAUUCGGUAUUCAAACUUAUGUAUUAAAAAAUGAUAAUAAGCGAUAUGUUGGAACUGCUUUCCCAGUUAUAUAGGAAGAAGGAAAUUAAUUAUUACAAUAUACAAAAGUAGAAUGUUUUAUUUAUUCGGAGAACGUAAGAUGACUUAUAUUUCAUGUAAUACUAUAAUAUAGAGUUUCAUCAUGUAACAAUAUGACGUGUAUCAUAUGCCUCAUGUCUACUUGUAGAAAAUAAAUAAUUAUAAAUGCAUAGUAAAAUAUGAUAGUCGACUUCAGCAAGAUUUUUUUAAGUUAAAUCAAUUAUGUUAUGAUUCUCCAUAGUUGAUUGUUCUCUUAUCUUAUCAUCCCUUUUUUUCUUCUUUGGUAUAGUAUAAUCUGAAAAUCCUUUCCUUUCUCGUUUGUAGGAUAUAAGACUUUGACUUGGCAUUUCUUCAUUUUUAUCUUCAUUAAUAACUGUUCCUGCAGCAGGUGUCUUUUCAUCAUUAUAAUUCUUAAUUUCAAAUUCUUGAAUAUCUGAUAUACUAUUCUCCACUUCAUUAAUGCCCAGUCUUCUCUCUAACUCUUCUACUUGUUUCUGUAAAGCCAUGUUUCUGCUUUCUGAAAA